AGACUCAAGUUGAAACAGUUGUUCUUACAUCUGAAAGUUAGUCUGUCCACAAAAAAGAAAACGCAUUAUGAAAUUCUAGGAAUAUCUCCGGGUGCUACAUAUAGUGAAAUAAAAACAGCGUAUUAUGAUUUAACAUUAAAGUAUCACCCUGACAAGAAUAAAAGCGAUUCUGCGAAAGCCAUGUUCCAAGAGAUUUCAAACUCAUAUGAUGUGCUUAGCAAAUACGAGUCACGUAAAAAUUACGAUAGGAUGCUUAAAAUAGAACAGGAUGUUAAAUAUGAACGGAGCCAGGUGAAAGAUGUGAAAAAAUAUAAACCGAGAGACCCAAUAGAAUAUGCUACAUCGAGACUUGAAAUUUAUAAUUUCGAUGAGUGGAUGCGCCAUCAUUAUAAGGAAUCAUUCAGACGACAUAAAAAAGCGCAAGAUAAGAUGUCUGAUUUAAAGAAAGAAAGCAUGGAAACAAACCGUGGAGGUUUAAAAGCAGCAAUAUAUACAUUCAUUAUAUCAAUGCUGAUAGCAGCAAUAGGAUACUCUUAUCGAACUGUAGCAGAAUCCGAAAAACCUACUCUAAAUGUUAAACCUGAGAAAUGAUUUUAAAAAUCUCGUUUAGAAACUGAAAAAAAAAAAUAUUCUUCAGUUAUUUGAAGAAUUGUAGAAAGAAUCUGUAAUUAAAUGUUAUUUUUGUG
Messenger RNA from Ceratina calcarata, 686 nucleotides. Its product is annotated as dnaJ homolog subfamily C member 30-like. The record is from RefSeq and is a predicted model, not a curated record. The annotation marks the transcript as partial. The transcript has a single exon. Lineage: Eukaryota; Metazoa; Arthropoda; Insecta; Hymenoptera; Apidae.